Messenger RNA from Myxocyprinus asiaticus (Chinese sucker), 4737 nucleotides. It is a transcript of the gene cnot4b, whose product is annotated as CCR4-NOT transcription complex, subunit 4b. Gene Ontology annotation, cellular component: CCR4-NOT complex. The record is from RefSeq and is a predicted model, not a curated record. NCBI's taxonomy places the organism in Eukaryota, Metazoa, Chordata, Actinopteri, Cypriniformes, Catostomidae. Gene Ontology annotation, molecular function: ubiquitin-protein transferase activity; metal ion binding; RNA binding. The coding region runs from base 257 to 2674 and encodes 805 amino acids. The transcript is spliced from 13 exons. Gene Ontology annotation, biological process: protein ubiquitination.
UGGUGGUUAGGAGACACUACUGCUCUACAGAGAAGCAAUAAGAAAAACGGCUGGGUGUUUUCGCAUCAAAUCACACAGGAACAGGGACAACCCACCUGGGGAAAUUAAAAGCACCAGUUUUUUUUUUUUCUUUCUUUUUUUUUUUUUUAAGACCUGGGCCGUUCAGAUAGAUUUUAUUGGAGUGAAUCUGUCUUUACAAAUAGGAAGGCUCUACCUGUGAGAAAGCCCUCCUCUUCUCUCUGCGUCGUGCCAUAGAAUGUCUCGCAGCCCUGAGGUGAAGGAAGACCCCAUGGAGUGCCCACUGUGCAUGGAACCAUUGGAGAUUGACGACGUCAACUUCUUCCCCUGCACGUGCGGCUACCAGAUCUGCCGCUUCUGCUGGCAUCGUAUUCGCACAGAUGAGAACGGCCUCUGCCCGGCCUGCAGAAAGCCAUAUCCAGAAGACCCUGCGGUCUACAAACCUCUUUCUCAAGAGGAACUUCAGAGGAUAAAGAACGAGAAGAAGCAGAAGCAGAGUGAGCGGAAACAGAAGAUCACAGAAAACCGCAAACACCUCUCUAGUGUGCGUGUCGUCCAGAGAAACCUUGUGUUUGUGGUGGGCCUUUCACAGAGACUCGCCGACCCUGAGAUCUUAAAAAGGCCAGAAUACUUUGGGAAGUUUGGGAAGAUCCAUAAAGUGGUCAUCAAUAACAGCACUUCAUAUGCUGGCUCACAGGGUCCUAGCGCCAGUGCCUACGUCACUUACAUUCGAUCAGAAGACGCCCUUAGAGCGAUACAGUGUGUUAACAAUGUUGUAGUAGACAGCAGAACACUUAAGGCUUCUUUAGGUACAACAAAAUACUGCAGUUAUUUUCUAAAAAGCAUGCAGUGCCCCAAACCAGACUGCAUGUAUCUUCAUGAGCUGGGAGACGAAGCAGCUAGUUUCACUAAAGAGGAAAUGCAGGCAGGGAAACACCAGGAAUAUGAGCAGAAACUUUUACAAGAGCUCUACAAAACAAACCCCAACUUCCUACAGAACUCAACAGGGACAGGGGAGAAGACGAAGAGCAAAUCUGGCUCAUCACAGAGUUCCAACAGUAACAACAAAGACUCAUGGCCUUCAUUACAAAUCACAGAGAAGACACCCAAUGGGCUUCUAGACCACCAUAAGACCCCACCACCAGAUGGCGGCUCAGACUCUGAAAACAUGACUUCAGACGGACCAGACACAGAGUUGGGUCUAGGCCCUAUCACUGACCUGACCCCCUUCACGCCAAACUGUGACCCUGUCAGCCUUAGUAACAAACUUUCGGCCGGCAUCAGUAUAGGUAACGGAGAAACAUCACAACAAAUCUCCUGCAAUGACUCACCAUUUCCCCCUCCUGGCCUGACUAAGCCACCACUAGUGGUGCCCAUUUGUGUAGCAGGGCUGACAGCACGGUCGCCUUUUGUCGGAGCAGCAGCCAUGUCACAGUCACUCUUUUCAGACAACAGCAACUUCAGGCACCCUAACCCGAUCCUCAGCAGCCUGCCCGGUUUUCCUAGUUCUCUUCACAGCAACUCAGACUGGCCCACAGCCCCAGAACCACAGAGCCUCUUCACCUCAGAUACCAUACCAGUGUCGUCCUCCACGGACUGGCAAGCGGCCUUUGGCUUUGGCUCGUCGACCAAGCAACAGGACGAUGACCUUGGAUUUGACCCUUUUGACAUCACCCGUAAGGCGUUGGCUGACCUCAUAGAGAAUGAACUCUCUGUAGAAGACAAAGCCUCCUUACCCACAACCACUGUAACAUCAGCAUCAGGCUUCCCCCAUGGGCCGUUACUGGGCUCACUCCACAGCGGCUCCUCCAUGAAAAGCCCACCUCAGCCUCCUGCAUCCUCGCACUUCACCCCAAACUCCAGCCUGCCCUCGCGGGGCUUCUCCCAGCUCCCACAUCGUGCCGUCUACAACUCCUUUAGCUUUCCUGGCCAGACGCAGAGCUCUCGACCCCGUUGGAUGGGCAUGUCCAUGCGCAGUAACCUACCGCACUUGAAUCGCAUCACUGGUCACGGCGCCGCCCCUUCUUCUGCUACACAACACAGCAGCUUUUUGGACUUAAAUUUGCCGCCACAACAACGGCAUCAUCACAGUAUGGGGCUUGGAGGUAUCUCCAUCACAGAAAACAGCAGCUCAGUAGAAAGUCUAAAUGUAAAGGAAUGGCAGGAUGGACUCAGAGCACUUUUACCUAACAUAAACAUUAACUUCGGUGGACUACCCAGUUCCUCGUCUUCCUCGUCUUCAUCCUCUUCUUCAUCCUCCAGCAUGAACCACACAGGCGGGAUCUCACACAGCCUCAGUUGGGAUGGCACAGCUAGCUGGAUGGACCCUGCCAUCAUCACAGGUAUCCCAGCUUCCUCAGGCAACAGUCUGGACUCUCUGCAGGAUGACAAUCCUCCACAUUGGCUCAAAUCCUUGCAGGCACUCACAGAGAUGGAUGUCCCUUCCAGCUCCACAGUGCCCCCACAGCCCCCACACAGCGGGCCUUUUGGGGCCCAGUUCCCCCACAGAGCCGGCUGGGCCCCUUAUCCAACCACAGCCUCGGCUAACCCUGCUACCCAGUUCCACUUACCACCUCCAGGGUUCCAGUCUGCCUUCAGACCCUCAGCCCAGGCCUCUACAGAUCUGCUACAGAGUGCCGGCAUGGACCGCCAUUAGAAACUGUGAAACUAAUCCCCAUCCUCCACAUCACAAAACACACAGCAAACAAAACAGUCGAAUCAGUACAAACCUAUUAACAAAAUAACAAGAUUUUGCAUUUCUUUGUGGCCAUUUUUUCCCGUUUCUGGAUUUGUGUUUCUCUUGGUUUAGUCUUUUUUUUUUUUUUUCUUGUUGCCAUAGUGUACUGUUCCAGCUUUCCCAAUUGAAACCAUCACAUAAACAAGCCAGUUGUCAAAGCAAAGCCUAACAAGUAAGUUUUUGAAAGGUAGGAGAUCUUUUAGAGGCUUAAUCAGACUUGUUAGAACGUAGUAUGCAAUAUGUAGCAUUAACAUCAGUGCAUUAAAAGGAUAGUUCACCCAAAAAUUAAUAUUCUGUCAUCAUUUACUCAGGGGUUUAUUGCUUGCUUGCUUGCAUCGAUCACAAAAGGAGAUGUUUGGUAAAAUGGCAUCCUCAGUCACCAUUUUGCAUAACAUCUGCUUUCGUGUUCUUUGGAAGUAAGAAAGACAUGAGGGUGAGUAAAUCAUGAUAGGAUUUUUUUUUUUUUUUUUUUUAGGUGAACUAACCCUUUAAUUUUGGACUUGUAUACCAGUACUCAAAAGAGCAUUGUCAAUGGAAAAGAUGUAGAGGUUUUAUUUUAUUUUUUUAUUCCAUUGAAACAAAAUGGAAAGAUUCAAAAGAAAGUUUCUUGAUUGGAAACAAAUCUGCCUUCAAAGCUAAACCAAAAAGUACAGCCCCUGUUCAACGUCUGCACAACUGAGUUACUUCUUGUGAUGGCUCUUCAACCCAUCUCACUCUAAGCAAUCAAGUAGAUAUACCCCCCCCCCCCCAAUAAAAACAGGGCUUCAAUUCUUUUUGUUUGAUUAAAAGGGUACUUCAAUUAUUCUGAAGGAUCAAAGGCAUAAUGAUGAGGUAGUAAAAAGCAUAAGCACUUUUUCUGUGGAUCUUUGGCCUUUAACUUUGUUCUACCUUUCUUUAGGGAGAUGCAUUUUUAAGGGUCAUAAAUGUGGAGCCCACUCUGAAUACAGUUAUGGUUCGUAUCAGCCAUACCAGUUAAAAAGGCAAUGUCUAAAUCUCUUGGAUUUUGCCCGUGACCCCUGCACCAAAUUGCCUGGUUGGUGAGGGGGGCUUCCACUUUCAAUGCAACACCGUAGUUAACCUCUGUAUCAGAGGGCGGUGCUUUGCAAAAUUAAGAGGAAGGCUGUUAUAUUAAAGAGCUGGGAAACACUGACCCCUUUAAAGUGCAGGGCUUGUGUAGCACAUGAGUUGCCACCAUGUGGCAUCUUUAAAAGCUGUUCUUGCCUGGUGGGCAAAAGUAUGAAUGUGGCCUAAUCAGUGUUUACACUCUGACUAUGCUCCUUGAAGAAACUUGAAAGUAUGCAUGAAAUGUAAGAAUUAGAUCUAGAGUUGAUUAAUCAAAUUGAAGCAAGGUGAUGUUUUGAAUGUGAAUGCAUAGCAUGAAACUAAAUAAUUAACUUGAUGUAAUUUAGAUGGAUGUAUUAACAAAAAAUUGGGAUUAAGGGUUUUUUCGAAUGUUGACAUUUGAAGAGAAAUUGGCUGCUUUUUAUUCAGACAUUUUACUUUGUAGUUGUUGAACUAGUUGUUGAAGUUGCUCUUUGUGUCUGUAGCAAUUUGCACAUUUACAUUUUCCACUGGCCAUGCAAGAUGAUUGUGAUUGGGUACUAUAAUGAUGGUAAAAGCUGGGAUAGCAGCGCUACUGGGCAACAGAGGUAUUGGCAAUACACAAGGUCUCUUGGGACCAUUAACACUGUUCAUCACUCUUACUGCCCCUCCUUACCUUCUCAGUUUUUUUUAAUGAUCUUAAUCAUGUAUCAGCUGUGUAGGUUCCUGCCGACUGUUCAGUAUUCAACAGUAUUUCAGAGGAAUGAAAAAAUUAAAAUCUUAAGAAGAAACCAGUACAGUUUAACUUAGGGUUUUACCCAGUACUAAAAUGUAAGAAAAUUAAAGAAUGAAGAGCUAGAGGAAUUGUACCUCUCUACAGGUCUGGAGGACAAUAAAAACUCAAUCUUAAAUAAAAGAGGAAAUGUGAGCUUGUGUUGAAA